Molecule: messenger RNA, 2256 nt
Organism: Lacerta agilis (Sand lizard)
Lineage: Eukaryota; Metazoa; Chordata; Lepidosauria; Squamata; Lacertidae
Gene: SYBU
Product: syntabulin
Exons: 7
Coding region: 72-2063 (663 amino acids)
Biological process (GO): axonal transport of mitochondrion; synapse maturation
Cellular component (GO): vesicle; cytoplasmic microtubule
Source: RefSeq, a predicted model, not a curated record
CGUCCCCUGGGCGAGCCGCUCUGUGCCCCGCGCCACCUCCCACCGCAGCUGCGUCGCCGGGGCCAGGCGGGAUGGGACCCCUCCGGGAAAGCAGCAAGGAGCACAAAAUGCAGGACAAGGAGAUCUGCCGCAGCCGCAUUCCUCGCCUGGUCCUCCGACCUCAUCUCCCCCAGCAGCAGCUCCGCCACCAGAAAGUGUCCCCAGCGUCCGAGUCGCCCUUCUCGGAGGAGGAAAGCAGAGAAUUCCACCCCCUCAGCUCUUCUGGAGGGUCUGCAAGGACCAUCAGCAGCAACAGCUUCUGCUCAGAUGACACAGGUUGCCCCAGCAGCCAGUCCGUCUCUCCAGUUAAGACUCCUCCUGAUGCUGGAAACAGUCCAGUUGGUUUUUGUACAGGCAAUGAUGGAGGAGACUACACAAGGAAGAAAUUUAAUUCAGGAACAAUGGGGGACGGAACUCAACAGCCGGCUCGAUAUAAGAAGGAGACAAAGGCGAGCUUCAUAAAGCCAGGAAGCGAAGCUGAUUUUAGCUCCUCAAGCAGUACAGGCAGCAUCUCAGCUCCUGAAGUCCACAUGUCUGCUGCUGGAAGCAAGAGGUCAUCCUUUUCUCGCAACCGGGGUCCCCACGGACGGAAUAACGGAGCCUUGUCCUACAAGUCUGGAUCUAGUCCUCCUACCACGUCCCGCGAAAAGGACUUCCUGUCAAUGCUGUGCAAAAAUCAGUUGAGUCCCAUUAGCACCCACCCGAAUUAUGAGGCUUCUUCGGCCAGCAGCAGCAAUUCAGGCUCAUACAAGGGAAGUGAUAACAGCCCCAUUUUGAGGCGGCCGGCAAGAUACACAUCUUGUGGAGAGAACCACGGCAUCAAACCACCUAGCCCAGAGCAGUAUCUGACCCCUCUGCAGCAAAAGGAAGUUACAGUGAGGCACCUGAAAACAAAACUGAAGGAAUCUGAGAGCAGACUGCAAGAAAGAGAAACAGAAAUCAAGGAACUCAAAUCACAACUUGCCCGCAUGAGGGAAGACUGGAUUGAAGAAGAGUGUCAUCGGGUGGAAGCCCAGCUUGCCUUGAAGGAAGCAAGGAAGGAGAUCAAACAACUCAAGCAGGUUAUCGAAACCAUGAAGAACAGCUUGGCUGAGAAAGACAAAGGGAUUCAGAAGUAUUUUGUGGACAUCAACAUCCAGAACAAGAAGCUGGAGACCUUGCUCCAGAGCAUGGAAAUGGCACAGAACGGCUCUUGUCACGAGGAUCACAGCCUAGAUUAUGUCUGUGGGUCACCUGAUAAGUCUUUGACUCCGAGUGCGGCCUACUCUAAAAUGGCUGACAGCAUGCUCAUGGAAGACCGCUCUGUGGAGGAUAUGGCAGAUAGCGGUGUGUUGCUUAGUGACGACCUGACCAAUGGGAACGAUGUAUUUGAAGAGACAGCGAUGGACACCACACUCGAACUCUUUACACCUUCCCCCUUAAACCAUUUGGAUCUCGUUAAAAACCUCACAAACGCCAAAGAAGAAGAUGACAGCCGCAGCCAUAGUUUGGCAAUGGAGCAGGCAGUUCAGGCUGAUGUGUUGCUGUACAGCUCAAGCAUGGAGCAGCUGAUUCAAAACAUAUUCAAGGCGCACGAGGGACGCCCCAUCAGCCCUUCUUCAGCUUCGAAAGAAUCCGGCGGAUCUGGUCUCGAAAGCAUCACAGAUUUGCUCAUGGACUUGACUCCAUGCGAUCCGAAUUCCGCUAUCCUUUUAUCCCCGCUGGAGUCGGCACACGAUGCUGUGGAUUCUAGGUAUUAUGAAAACAGAGUCAUGAAGGAACUGGACUUCACAGACUGUCACACCGAAGGGUUUGGGAAUGUCACGAAGUUGUCCGAGAGGAGCGUUGUCAAAAGAUACUGGAGCAGCAGCUUCUUUGUUGAUGCUUUGGCCGUAGCUGCUCCCAUCCUGCCAACGGUAAUGUGGAUGUUCAGUACUCAGCGAGGAGGGACUAACCCUGUCUACAAUUUCGGAGCAUUGCUUCGAGGAUGCUGCUUGGUCGCCCUGAAUUCUCUCCGCCACGUACCCAUCGGCGUCCGACCCUAAGAGGGAAUUCUCCUGUACAGUUGUGCCAAGGGGCUGAGUUCUGGUGGGGUGUGGUCCUGGUUGCGUGAAUAUAAUGUUGGGUUCUGUCCGUCCUGCUCCUAAAUGUUUGAUUUGCACUAUAUUUAGUUCAAAACAUGUUCAUUGUUUGAAACUGAAGAAGAAGAAGAAGAAGAAGGUGGCAUGGAGACUUUCU